AUGUUUACUCUGGCUGCUCGUAAGCACAAACGAGUUGAAUUCCUGAAUAGAUAUGAAUUUUCCACUAUGAUGUGUUUCUAUGGAGAUCGACAGCAUCACUUUAAAGCACAUUCCCGUCAAGUGGGAGAUUUUGUAUUUUUACGUAUACGACAAAAAGAUCGAAUGGACACGGAAACGCGUAACAGAGAACUGAAGGACCACUAUGAUUUCCUGGUGAAGGCCACGUGUCGUCAAAAAGAGGCUGGUAAUUUGGAAGCGACUGCGAAAGUCCGUCUGACAAUAACUGAUCGUAAUGAUGCGAUGCCGAUUUUCACACUUGAAGCGGAUCAGUAUGAGGCGACAAUUAGUGAUCAGACUGCUCCUUUCACUGAUGUGAUCCGAGUCGAAGCUUCUGACGCUGAUGAAGGUAUCAAUGGUCAGAUCUACUACUCGUUAGUGAAUCGUUCGGCGGAUUUCACAGUCGAUCCCAUAUCAGGUUGGAUUCGUACGUUACGACAUCUAAGAAGCGGUGUUUAUCAGUUGAAAGUGCGCUCUGAAGACCGAACCUCACGGUUGUUCUAUAACGACCCCGACCAGAUUCAACCGGCUUGGUCGAAGGAUGUGGUGAUUACUGUAACCGAGUCGAAACGUCGUCAUCUGAAGUUAUUGGUGGCGAACAAGCCCAUAAACGGUUAUCGAUCGGAUGUUCAACAAUUAGCUAGCUGCAACAAUCCGGGUAGAUAUUCCGUCAAACGAGGCAUCGACAAGUGGACCAAUUCAUUGGAGAGCGGAAAUUUGGAAUGGCAGUUGUACACGGUACCGGGUCGUUUCAUCCCAUCCAAAACAAACGUCACUAUAUCGGCUGGACAAGAGUCGAUCUCAAGUGGCAUGGUCAACACGACGGCGAAUAUCAAGAUCGAAGUUGGUGAGCCGCAUUCGAUUGUAUUUGACGAUGCAGCAGCCACGUUCCACGUGAAUGAAUCCGCUCCGCUUGGUUACCUUGCUGGUUUUGGUGGUCAGAGCUCUAUAGUUGUGACAGUAUCCAUAAAAGAUUCGAAUGACCAUUCACCGGUUUGGCUGCCAAGUGGAGUCGCCAAGGCCCAGUGGUUGUUCCUAAUGGUUGACGCCGUCGAUUUGGAUUCCGGCGAGAAUGCGCGCAUAGGCUAUAAAUUAUCGUCGGAUUCUCAAGUGCCGUUUGCUGUCAACUUUGAAACUGGAGAGAUCUCAUUGUCGGCUCCUUUGAAAGCGGGCGAUAAUGAAUGGAGUGUGGCUGUAUGGGCAGUGGAUGCUGGGCGACCUUUACCAAGAUCGACGGUGUUAAAUCUAGUUUUUUAUCGGAACGGAACGAAGGUGAGACAAAGCUACUGCGGUUUUUCUCUUCUAAAUGUUCAGGUACCAGCAAAACCCAAACCAGUCAUUGGAGCCGAACCAGUGAACAAACACGAGCCGGUGUUCGAGGAUUUCCAUGGACCUGUGGAGAUUGAAGAGGAUGUCGCUAUCGGAACG
This is a messenger RNA of Ostertagia ostertagi, 1485 nucleotides long. The record is from the annotation of a GenBank genome assembly. Lineage: Eukaryota; Metazoa; Nematoda; Chromadorea; Rhabditida; Trichostrongylidae.